AUGUGUGUGAAAUAUUUUCACUACGUCCCAUGGGCUUCACUUUUUGCCCUUAUCAUUUCUGUUAUUGGCUCUAUCAUGUUUAUCAUCCUUUUUGAUGGUGCAUUACAAGGCUUUUCUGAACAGCUUAAUGUAUUAGUACCGGUGGGUACAUUUUCGAAAUUUCGAUGGCUUUUUAUCGCUAUUACAUUGCUUCUUAUCAUUGCAGUUAUUGGUUUCCUGUUUGUUGGAGCAGCCGCUACAACCGUAUCAGUUCGUUUUCACACGAAAGCAGAUAUACCUGAUGAACGAUCAUUUCUUAUUCGAGUCAGCACAUCACCGUGUAUUCUUGGCUUAUUAUCAUUGGUACUUAGUACUUUAGUAAUAUUCUGGUGCGCAAUUGUAUCAAUUAAUGCCGUAUUUGCGUCAUUUUACAUUGUAUUUAUUACUGCUAUAUACUCAUUUUGUAAUAUGGUUGAUAAUCAGUGCUUUGAUUUCACCGUUUUACUACCUGCUAUUGUUAAUCGAAUUAACAAUAAGAAAGUGGAUUUGAAAUUUUGCAAAGACAAAAAGGAAGCGUUAUGCGCGGCGGAGAAUAAUCAAAUUUGGCCAUUUAUUGGUGCUUUAUCAUUUUGCUUUCUUACUCUUGCAGGAUUAGUAUAUUUUCUAAUGUGUAUGAGUGCUAAUUACACAAGGAUUCGUUCUGAAAGACGGGCACGUAAAGGUGAGCAUUAUGCGAUGAAUCAGGGUACCGUUGAUUCUAAUUCAUUCAUUCUUACAAAUAUGGGCAAAUAA
Brugia malayi is the source of this 771-nucleotide messenger RNA. RefSeq names its product proteolipid protein M6-1, putative. Gene Ontology annotation, cellular component: plasma membrane. NCBI's taxonomy places the organism in Eukaryota, Metazoa, Nematoda, Chromadorea, Rhabditida, Onchocercidae. The transcript is spliced from 6 exons. Bases 1 to 771 code for a protein of 256 amino acids. The record is from RefSeq and is a predicted model, not a curated record. Gene Ontology annotation, biological process: neuron projection development.